UUUUGCAUACACACAUACUGAGCAUGCGCUAGAGUUUACCUGGCAACGAUUGCGUCUCCUAAUUCUCACAAGUAAAGAUGAAUGAGACCAUCGUUGCCACUGCGUUGCUGUUGAGGAGAAAAGCUGUUAGAAAGCAAAGAGAAAAGGAAAUCUAUUUAAAAAAGAGAGCACGAGCUUUUAGGAGAAGGGCAUUUGCUGCCAAACAAGAAAAACAACGUCUUUGUUUUGCUAUUUUGCUGGCACUGACCACCCUCUCUAUAAAACUACCUACACCAAGGUCUAUAUGGACGAGACAAAGAAGCAGUUACUGGUGGGAUCAUAUAGUUUUCUCCACUUUUACGAACGACCAAUGGAUGGAGAACUUUCGUAUGUCAAAGACAACGUUUGUUAUGAUUUGUAACGAGCUACGAUCCAGCCUAAAAAAAUCCUCCACUACUAUGAGACAACCAAUACCAGUUGAAAAAAGAGUAGCUAUAUCUCUAUGGUUUAUGGCUACUGGUACUGACUAUAGGACAAUUGGACAUCUUUUUGGAGUCUCAAAAGCAUCGGUAUGUUUAGCCAUUCGUCAGGUAUGUCGUGCUAUACUUACCACACUUCUCGAAAGGUACAUAAAGUGGCCUUCUGGUGAAAAUCUAAAAAAUAUAAUCAGUGGAUUUAAGCAUAAGUUUGGGUUUCCUCAAUGUGUCGGUGCUGUAGAUGGUACACACAUACCAAUCAUAUCACCAGAAGACUACCCAGCAGACUACUACAAUAGGAAAGGAUGGCAUUCUGUUUUAAUGCAAGGUACUGUUGAUCACCUGGGAAUUUUUAUUGACAUUUAUAUCGGUUGGCCUGGUCGUGUACACGACGCAAGGGUAUUUGUUAAUUCGUCUCUGUAUAAGAAGGGUCAAGAAGGGACAUUGCUACCCAACUGGAAAGAAUCAAUUGAAGGUCAAGAAGUUCCCUUAGUUCUGUUAGGAGAUCCAGCUUAUCCUUUGCUACCAUGGCUCAUGAAACCCUAUUCAGAUAACGGACAUUUAACACGUGAUCAAAAAAGAUUUAACUAUAGACUAAGUAAAGGUAGAGUGGUUGUUGAGCAUGCUUAUGGAAGACUAAAAGGAAGAUGGAGGUGUUUAUUGAAGAGGUUGGAUGUUAGUGUAGAGUUUGUACCAGAUGUAGUUGCUGCAUGUUGUGUUUUACAUAACAUUUGUGAAAUACAUGGAGAGACAUUUAACAAUGAAUUGUUGGACGGGAUAGACGACACCUUAGUUCAGAGAAGCGAUUAUUCAUCAGAUAAUUCACAAUCAGCAGAGUGUACUAGAAAAGCGAUUUCUGGCUAUUUCAUUCAUCAUUAAAAUCA
Amphimedon queenslandica is the source of this 1339-nucleotide messenger RNA. RefSeq names its product protein ANTAGONIST OF LIKE HETEROCHROMATIN PROTEIN 1-like. NCBI's taxonomy places the organism in Eukaryota, Metazoa, Porifera, Demospongiae, Haplosclerida, Niphatidae. Bases 78 to 1334 code for a protein of 418 amino acids. The record is from RefSeq and is a predicted model, not a curated record. The transcript has a single exon.